CUUGCAGCUUUUCCACUCUAUAUGUAUAUCCUUUAACUGUGAGCUUGAGUUGGAAAAGGAAUCUAUUCGUAAGAGUUGAGCUAAGAAAGGAUGAUGCAGAUGUUCGUAGACAACCUUUAGAGGCAAUGUAUCCAAGGGAACCUGGUUUAUCACUUCAGAAGUGGGCUCACACGCAAGUUGCUGUUGGUGCUUGGGUGGCCUGCUACCAUGAUGAAAUUAAAGUUUCUCUCCCUGCUGUUUGGACACCAUUGCAUCACCUUAUAUUCACUUUCUUCCAUGUUGAUCUUCAAAUGAAAUUAGAAGCUCCAAAACCGGUAGUAAUAGGUUAUGCAGCACUUCCAUUAUCCACCCAUGCACGGUAUGCAACUGUCUUUAUGUUUGUCAUCUUUUGUUUUGUUUCUUUCCUUGAUGAUUUAUUAACUUACAUUAUUUGUUCUGCUACUGGAGUGAUUGGUAUGGUAGUUCAUGGUUACUUUCCUGGUUUCUGUUGUGGGUACUUGGAUGAUAUCAAUGGUUCAAUCAGAAAUUUCUCUACCGAUUAUGAAAGAACUGGUUCCACAAUAUCCUCAAGAAAAUGGAAAGGAGAGGCUGGAUUAUUUGGAAGAUGGAAAAACUAUUUUUAAAUUGCGAUUAAGGCUUUGCUCAUCUUUUUACCCAAUUAAUGAGCGCAUAUGGGAUUUUUUUCUUGAAUACGAUAGACACACUCUUCAAACAAGUCCUCCAUGGGGUUCUGAACUUUUGGAGGUAUAUUGGCUAUGCUUGUUUCUGCAGUCUUUACAGUUGUCUUGGUUAAAUCCAUUAUUA
Rubroshorea leprosula is the source of this 804-nucleotide messenger RNA. NCBI's taxonomy places the organism in Eukaryota, Viridiplantae, Streptophyta, Magnoliopsida, Malvales, Dipterocarpaceae. The record is from the annotation of a GenBank genome assembly.